Talaromyces amestolkiae is the source of this 1620-nucleotide messenger RNA. RefSeq lists its product as uncharacterized. The transcript is spliced from 3 exons. The coding region runs from base 1 to 1620 and encodes 539 amino acids. The record is from RefSeq and is a predicted model, not a curated record. NCBI's taxonomy places the organism in Eukaryota, Fungi, Ascomycota, Eurotiomycetes, Eurotiales, Trichocomaceae. Gene Ontology annotation, biological process: carbohydrate metabolic process.
AUGGUGGCAUCAACUAUGACACCGGCCAUAGUGGCCGUGAUUGCACUCUCUGUCAUCCCCGGAGCAGAAGCUGCAGCCUUACAGCAUAAAUCGGCUCUGACGCGUCGAGACUGUCCUGAUUACACCGAUUACUCCCAAUCUCCGCACGCUCCGUACAGCGAUGGACCACUCCACCUUCCUUUCCAACGUCCAACGGAAGAGUGUCGGACAUUCGUGUCUGAAUCCGUAGAAAAGGUCAUUACUGACGUGACUUCGCGGCUCGUGGACCCGGACCUGGCUAUGUUGUUUACCAAUGCGCUGCCAAACACAUUGGAUACCACAGUUGCAUGGCAUGUCAAUGCCUCUUCAGACUCCGUGCAAAAACGUGCUUCUAACGCGACAUGGCCGGGAGCUCAGUCAUUCAUCAUCACUGGCGACAUUGACGCAGAGUGGCUGCGUGAUAGUGUGAACCAAGUCAUGAAUUACCAGACUCUAGCAAAGUCCGAUGCAGCCCUCUAUCAGCUAAUUCUUGGUGCUAUAAACACCCAGUCCGAAUUUAUCAUCAACUACCCAUUCUGUGGAGCAUUCCAGCCGCCAUCUCCAAGCGGUCUUGCCGCGACCAACAAUACAGAAAUUGACACUGUUACUCCCGACUAUGACCGCACAUUCGUCUACGAGUGCAAAUAUGAACUUGACUCACUGGCAGCAUUCCUCUCGCUCGGAAACCAGUUUUACAAUGCGACUGGGUCAACUGAGUAUCUAUCAGACCGAUGGUACACAGCGUUAGACACCGUUCUACAGACACUCGACAAGGAAGCACAACCCACAUUCGACAGCAACGGGCAAUUUGUCACCAAUGUUUACACAUGGCAGCGACAGACUACCUUGGGAACGGAGACCCUCAGUCUCACCGGCGAAGGAAAUCCACUGAAUAGAAACGUCGGUUUAAUCCGUAGUGCCUUCCGCCCGAGUGACGAUGCAACUAUUUUUGGGUAUUUCGUUCCUGCCAACGCCAUGAUGUCGGUGCAAUUGGGAAGAACUGCCGAUACUCUUGAAGCAAUUGGUGGAAAUAAAACACUCAUCCAAGACUUGCGUACGCGAUCAACAAACCUUCGCAAGGCUGUUUUGAACCAAGGAGUUUUUGAGCACCCAACAUAUGGGAAAGUAUUUGCGUUUGAGGUUGACGGAUACGGAGGACGCAACGUGAUGGACGAUGCCAACAUUCCCUCUUUGCUGGCCCUUCCUUACUUAGGCUUUCUGGAUGUGGACGAUGAAACGUAUCAGAAUACUCGCAAAAUGGUUCUGAGCGCCGAUGGCAAUCCUUAUUAUUUGAGCGGAUCAGCCUUCCAUGGCAUCGGUGGUCCUCAUGCGGGGCUAACAACUGCAUGGCCAAUGUCGCUUCUCGUUCAAGCCCAGACAACAGACAACGACACCGAGAUCAUGGAGUGCAUCAACCUCGUGGUUAACUCGAGUCGUCUAGGACUUAUUCACGAAUCCAUCAAUGUCAACAACAUCACUGACUACACAAGACCGUGGUUCGCAUGGGCCAACUCGUUGUUUUCGCAGACCAUUCUCAAGCUUGCGGAGGAGAAGCCAUACUUGAUUUUCAACGACAGCACACCCUACAUUGUUCCUACCUAG